GGGAGUGCAAUUUUCAGGCUAUUUUAAGAAAAAUAAUUAUGAAGGAAAGUGUAUUAGUAACCAGAGAAAAUGGAAACAGCAAAUUCCUUUUAUUAGGCAGGGCCGGAUGGAGUCUACAGCGAAAUGAAAAAAGGAAGCACAAAAACAUAACUUAAACCCUCCCAAUCCCAUUCCAAAGUCUAAGAAACGGUUAUCCCUUACAAAGUGCCGGCUGUCUCAGAAAGCAAUGUUGUCAAAUAGCGGCUAUCACGGCGCUAUCACGCUAUAGCGUAGCGGGUUUUGGAGAAAACGCAAUUGCAACGGCGUCGCGUUGCGGAUUCCGCGAGAAUCGCGAUCCCCGGAGUCUUACGCGUCGCGAAACCACGUUGGGUCGUGGCUGUUGCGUCGUCGGUUUCCGACAAGGAUGAAUCCGGAGAGAAACUGCAUCGACGGCGACGGCGCGUUUAGGGUUCAUCGUGCUGACUGCUGAAAGAGGAAACCGGGUCGGAGCGGAUGCGGGUCAGUGCGGAUUGCAGUUGUUUUGGGCUUGCAGAAUGCUCACAAGGGCCCAAAAGUAGCCUUACUUCUACUUCACGUAAGUUUUUUCCAGAGCAUUCUAGAACCUCUCAUUUCCUCUGAUUCUUAGUCACCACGUAGCCUUCUUCUUCGCCCAGCCUCUGUUUUUUUACGGCUUAUAUAUUCUAUUUCAACCGCUAUGGGCCUUCGCCUUCUGCUGUUUAGCUGCGACGCUAUCCGCUAUAUUCUGUAGUGGCCUUUUGCGAUUUUCCGCGAUCCACUACUGACAACACUGCCAGAAAGUGAAAAUGAAGAGAAUGAUAUCGUUGAGGUUUGAGGGUUCAGCAAUCAAGAUUGGUGUUGGGGUAGUGACCUUAGAUGACACAAGAUUUGGAAUUUAUUUUAAAAGAAAAUUGAACCAAACCGAAUUGCAUGUCUUAUAAGUUUGAUUCAGGUGAUUUUUUUAUGAAAAAAGAAUCAAAUCGAGGCACAAACACCUCUAAUGCACCGAGCAGAGCAACCAGAAUGGGAUAUUUGUAGGAAAAGAAUGCGGAAGGGGGAGGUUCAUAUAGUAACUGUCUUCAAUUCAACGCUUAAUCUGUGAUUCUCUCGGGUUAUGACCCGACCCAGUUCAGCCCAGCCCAUUGUACAUUUCUCUUUGUGACAGUCACACUCAUUCUAUUUUGCCUUAACCUACUCUACUGCAUUCUCAGGCAGUCGGGCUGAACUCUGAAGAUCAAAUCAUUAGCAUUUAUUGAAGCAAAGUGUGGAUUCUGAUAACUACAAGUGCAAAGGGCAUCUUUCUGUGCUAGUUAUGCUAUCUGUAAUCGGUUUAUAGUAUGUUCCAUUGGCUUUUUGGUAUUGCAAGAAAUUUUGGUUUUGUUCGUGGUUAUCAACAAGGAUACAUUUACCAGCAGAAGUUUAGUCUGGUGAACAUAAAGUUGAAAUGGGUGAAAGAUAGGACAUUGGAUGCUGUUGUUACUGGUCAGAGGGAUCUUAAGGCAGCUGGGAUUCUUGUCUCCAUCAUUUAUUCUUCUUCUGAAUGCUGCCUUCCAAUAUACCAUCUUUCUCGCCACCGUGGACAACUUGGUCUUCCCAGUGACCUCAAACUUUCCACCUUUAUAAGAAGAUAUCCCAACAUAUUUAAUGAGUCCUCUUUUCUUGAUAGUGGAGGCUCUCCUGUUCCGUGUUUCAGUUUGAGUCCUGAAGCCUUGGAGCUCCAUCAUGAGGAAGUCAACAUCCUUCAGCAAAAUCAGUUGGAACUCAGGGAUAGGCUGUGCAAACUGCUUAUGCUCACAAGUGAUAGAAUCCUUCCACUACAAACCAUUGACCAGUUAAAAUGGGACUUGGGUUUACCAUACGAUUACCAGCAUUCUUUUGUUCCAAAUCAUCCUGAAAGUUUCUUAUAUGUUCGCCUUCCUGAUGAUCGUAUUGGCCUGAAAUUGUUAUUUUGGGAUGACAAGCUUGCCAUCUCAGAGUUACAGAAGAAUACUUCUCUACAACAAAAGGCAGAAGACAUAAAAAAUGGAUCCUUAGCAUUUCCAAUUAGUUUCACCAGGGGUUUUGGUUUGAAAAGAAAAUGCAUGGAGUGGUUGAAAGAUUGGCAGAAACUCCCUUAUACUUCACCUUACAUCAAUGCCUCUCAUUUGGAUCCCCGUACUGAUGUAUCUGAGAAAAGGAUAGUUGGAGUCUUCCAUGAGCUCCUUCAUCUCACACUCCAUAAGCAAACUGAGCGCAAGAACGUUAGCAACUUGCGUAGACCCUUGGCCCUACCUCAGAAGUUUACUAAAGUAUUUGAGCGUCAUCCUGGUAUUUUUUAUAUUUCCAAGAGGAGUGAUACCCAAACAGUUGUUCUUAGGGAGGCCUAUAAUGGUCAGGAACCUGUGCAGAAUCAUGCCCUUGUACAAAUUAGAGAGGAAUUCGCAAGCCUGCUGAAGAAAGGGCUAUUGGAUAGGAGUAAGGGUGUAUACAAAAAAAGCAGACACACUAAUUUGGUGGAGGGUUUUAGAAAGGAGGUUUGCAUUGCUAAAAAAACUAACCAGCUUAGUUCUCAGGAUGAAUCAGAUUCCAUGUUUUCUGAAUAUGAUUCGGAUGGCCCUCCACAAAACCCAUGCUGAUAUAUGUGAAUGUGAUAUUUCUCUUUAGCCAUUAUGUUAAAGUGGUUUGGCUUAUUGACAAUCUUGAAAUCUGGCCUAGAUGGGGGAUGUUUGCAUUUUACUAUUUUUCACCCGCUUUUGCCUCUUGUGAAGAUCUGUCAAUAACCAAAUAUGUCAACAAUGCUAUCUUCUUAGCAAGGGAGAGCAUUUUCUGAUUAGAUGUAAUAUUCUGGAAUAAGGGUUACUGCUCAAUCUCAUUUUAAGAUUAGAUAGACCCAGGUAUAGCUACAAUUCAUUUUACCGAGAGAAAUUUUGAAUAUCUCAAAAUCUUUAUGGGAGUUCAAAAUGUAAUUUAAAAACAAUGACUAGAUACCUAUAGUUUUAGAGCAUCUUUUUUUCUUGGGGUUGUGGGAGGUGUUUGACAAAAAUCACUAUUAUGAUAUAAUUUGGUUAAUCCGGUAUUCUAUUCUUAC
This is a messenger RNA of Glycine soja, 3064 nucleotides long. RefSeq names its product protein WHAT'S THIS FACTOR 9, mitochondrial-like. The transcript is spliced from 4 exons. The record is from RefSeq and is a predicted model, not a curated record. NCBI's taxonomy places the organism in Eukaryota, Viridiplantae, Streptophyta, Magnoliopsida, Fabales, Fabaceae. Gene Ontology annotation, molecular function: RNA binding. The coding region runs from base 1335 to 2612 and encodes 425 amino acids.